AUGUCCUCCACGGACCACCCAUCUCCUCGAAUGUUCUCAAGACCAACCUAUCAUGAGCAUACAAUGUCCGCUUAUCCCAUACCAUCCUACUGUGUGCCUCGAGAAGGUUCCAUGGCGCAGGAUAAUGAACAUGUAUCAGCCUGUCUUUUGGAAGACUAUCGGCCUCGGAGAAGGAAGCAGAUGACGAGUUCUCUGUCUUUCAUGCCACCAACAUUUCCUCGGCCUGAGCAACUACCUGAGCACACGACUCUACAAUCAAGACGGCCGGCAGAGCGGGGUCCCAUCUGCAUUUCGCCUUUUCGUUCCGUGCGGAAGAUGAAGGAACCUUUCCAACUGCGCCUACCUGGCUCCCCUUCGUUGGAGAAUAUCACAGCCGCCGCAAGGGAGUCGAAAGCGGCACGGCCAAUAGAAUCGCGUCCAUCCACAUCGUCAACGUACUUCUCACCCAAACCGGAUUCUGAGAUGGAGGCGGGUGAGAGACGAAUGAAACAUUGCGGUUGUAUUCCUGAUUUCAACUCAUGCGACGCUUGCGACGGUGCGCGCGGUAAGGUUUCCAAAGCAGAGGAAAGGGCGACACAGGAACCAACCAAUGUCCAUGCGGCUUACUCCAACCUGGUCAAACGAUGUGAGUCCGACGAGGGACGAUUCACACCAGCCUCCACUGAUUCGGAACGAACAUUAUCGCCUUCUGAAUUCUCUGAUAUUGAGCCACCAGAGCUAGGGAGAGCUUCUAGCUGUGCUGUCACGGCUCAGAGAAGCCGGACAGGAACGGUUUCAAGCAAGGGAAGUAGCUGGAUGCCGAGUAAUCUCUCAUACUUUGAGAGAUGGCUUCAAGGUGUUCCGGGGACGCUAGAUGUCAAGGACGAGAGGUCAAAAGAACUGAACCGGAGAAAGUGCCAGAUAGUCCAAAACAGUCCUCCACGCCUGGAACGCAAACGUGAGCUGGAGGCUACAGAUGAAGCUGUGAUUCUUGAUCUCACCAGCUGCAGCAUAACUAAGCCCAAACUGGUCGAUAUAUCCCGACAGUCAUCUCCCGCCAUGAGCCACACGCUUCCGAAUACUACACAGCAUCCAGUCCCUUCCACUCCCGACAUGCGCCAACAAGAAAUAUCUGCAUUCAGCCCUGACACUCCAUUGGAGAUGUCAGAUAGUGGUUAUGUUACCCAUAAUUCCUGUUACUCGCCAGACGAGUUCCAGGAUGACAAGGAGUCGCAUUAUACAGAUUCCAUUUCAACCCAUUCAGAAACAGCGAGCGAAACUAUAGUGUGCGAGAAGCUGGUUCUCAAAGAAGGUCCAUCUUUCUCGCCACCCAAACCGAAGCCUGGGACUAGAGCCGACUCUCCGCCAAAGAGCCAAACCUCCCCAGCGCGGUCGUCCAAUAUGUCAGAGAAGGAAGAGCGAAGGUGGUGGGACCAUGAAUGGACGAUCGAACAGCUGGAGCAGUCCGUUAAAGAUUUCCCACGGAAUAUGUUGAAGCUUACGUCGCCUGUCAUAAUGUUCCUUCGUCAAAACAACGAGAAGGCAUUGAUUCGACCGUUUCGCAAAAUAUUCCCAGACGUCGCGGAAAACCUGCUUGACUGUCUCUGUGCCGUCCUGAUAGCACGAAACUAUGUGGCCUCGUUGGCGUCAACCCACCGCGGGACCAGCAGCUUAUCCUAUCGGUCGACAUUAUCCCGAUUGGAUUCAGUCCCUGAGAAGCCUAGCUCAACGCCAGCAACGCAAUUCACUCCAACAUCGCCGUCCCGUAUCAGAGACCGCGUGCUGGGACCGCGAAGUACAGAGCUUCGUACAGACUUAGAUCGAAUCGUUGACAACCUGCUGUUCGCAGUGAGCGGCCGGUCUGAUGAAACAUUGAAAUCCGCUGUACUCGUUCUAGCCCAGGUGCUUGAAUCCAAAGCCUAGCUUUGUUGUAAGCUGGACUCUCGAUCUUUUUCCUGUUUUCUCAAUCUUCUUUUCGUCAUGUUAUCUCGAAUGACUUUCAUGCCCUUAUGGUGAGCAUUACAGGUACCACCGUCGGUCUUAUAUAUUUGCUUUAUUCCCUCAAUUUCCAAUCUCUCUCGAAUAUGUCGUUCACUUGCUGUUUAGACCAUUGCGUUCUAUAUACCUGCCACUUGGAAUCCAAAUUUGGCACGCUUUUCAUUUGUGAAGUAUAUCAUUGGCGGCUGUGGCUGGUGUAUGAUUAAAGAGAAGAUAGUUAAG
Aspergillus novofumigatus IBT 16806 is the source of this 2199-nucleotide messenger RNA. RefSeq lists its product as uncharacterized. The coding region runs from base 1 to 1902 and encodes 633 amino acids. The transcript is spliced from 3 exons. The record is from RefSeq and is a predicted model, not a curated record. NCBI's taxonomy places the organism in Eukaryota, Fungi, Ascomycota, Eurotiomycetes, Eurotiales, Aspergillaceae.